AACAGAGUAUUCUCAUUAAUUUUCAUUUUUUUAAAACAAAAUAUUCCUGCAAACCAAAGUUGCAGGAACUCCUUCUACUGUUGCCGUGUCAACCAAUGAUAGGUUGUACACUUGAAUAUAUACAAUUCAAUAAAAAGGUACAGCUUUAACAUUAUAUUUUAUAUAGGAUUUAUUUAAAUAAUUUAAACUACUUUUUUAUUUUAUCUUUUUAAAGUGGUGUUACUGGUGUUUUGCGUUUUUGUGAAAACCGUAAAAAGUGUGUGAAUGCGGGCGUGUCAGGAAGUAGAUUCCAAAUUGUGAACUUAACUUCUGAAAAAGCGAUUGGGGUUUGGUUAAACUUAUUACAAGUACUCUAAAAAAUUAAUGCUGAGAACUUGAAUGAAAAUAAAGAAAUUCAAUCGUAAAGUUCUUUACUGAUUGAAAAUUGAGAAUACAAAGUGUUUAUGAGUUUUUACCUUUGGUCUGGUUUUUGUUGGAUUUGAUCGGAGGCCAAAAUUGUUCUGCUUCCUUCUUAUUUAUAGCCCUUUGAAAACUAUUGCUUGAGUUUUGCUCUUCAUCUGCCCACUAUCUCCACCACGAUGCCUUCCACUUUCAGAACUGUCUUGCUUCUAGAAAGAACACGUGGGUUUCUGGCUUCUGGGCUUUUCACUUCCGUCAUCAAUAUUAUGGGCUUGGGCUUUUAAUCUUGGACAUCAAUUGUGGACUUCUAACCUCUUGGAUUUAAUGUUUUAAUUGCUUGGACCUUCAAAAUUUAACCUCUGAAAUCAUCUUCUGGUCAAAGGUCUAAUUUUGGUUAAAACCUCUGAAAUUCAUAGUCAAACCUCUGUGAUUAACUUCUGAAAGUAAUCUUCAAGGUCAAAUUGGUCAAACCUCUGAAAUUCACGGUCGAACCUCUGAAAUUAAUCUUCUGAAAUUAAUCUUCUGUCAAAGGUCAAAUUGGUCAAAUCUCUGAAAUUAAUGGUCAAACCUCUGAGAUUAAUAGUCAAACCUCUGAAAUUCACCUCUGUCAAAUGCAUUAAUCUUCUCAAAUGCCGAAUCUUCUGAAAUCAACUUUUGAAAUUAUCCACGUAGCUUUUCUAUUCUUUUAAAAGAAUUUGUGCUUUUAUGGCCUUUUGGCCAUAUUUUUAAUUUUGGUGCAAACAAUGCCCCAUAUAUAAUUGGCUUUUUAGGAAUAAAGCCAUUUAUAUAAAUUCUUUUAGCCAAAAUUUAAAAAUUUAGCUUUCACCAUGAUUAAACCUAAGGUUUUAUUUUUUCAAUUUGAUAAGGAUUUUUGGAAGGGAGAAAAUCCUUUAUGUGAUUGGAAUUUAAAAAUUUCAAGCAUUGACCAAAGUGUAAAAAGUGAAAGAGAUUUUAAAAAAUCAAAACAAAUUGCAAUCUUCUUCUUCCCCAAAAAUAUUAGAGUAAAAUCCUAAUCUCUCAAAAAUUAAAAUUAAUUUGUCUCAAUCUACUCCAAUCCACAAGCAAAACAUGUCACAAAUUAGAGAUGGAGAAGACCAAGAGCCACCGAUCACCACCACAAACCGGGCGGUCAGCAGCUCUCAACCGGAGAGCAGCGGUCCGGCUUCUCUUCCAUUCUCGGCGGAUCCUCUUCUCAGCUCAGCUGCUGUUUCGGCCGGGAUUCUCCCAUCGGUAGCAGGUUUUUCACAGGUGGCAGCAGAUCCGGCGGCCCCAGUUCUCCCGGCGGCGUCCAACAGCUGGCCGCUGCAGGCUUCUUACGGCGGCGUCCCUCUGCACGUUCCGAGCAGUACCGCGACUGCUCCUUCCAACAUCAGUCCGCUCAGCCAAGAGUUCGACCGGUAGCAACCUCCCAGCGACCAGCGGCAGCAGCCCUCCGGUAACCAGCAGCAGCAGUGGGUCUGCUCUCCUCCCCCGCAGCUCGGCAAUGACCCUAUGCCAGAAGCAGCGAACGGCGGCCCUUCUCUCUCGGUAGCACCAAUUCCGGCGGGCAGCAGGUCUUCGGCAGUAGCUACUCCUUUUGAACUUAAUUCGGCUUCUAUUCCGAAUAAGGUGUGUGUGACUCCCAAAGAGUUACACUGUUCUCCUUUAGCAACCAAUCCUUUGCAAAAAGACCUGUUUUAGUCUACAGGUUCUCUUGCUUUCAAGAAUGCCAUUUUUUUCUGAGUUUGCGGCAAGUAAGCCAGCUUUUAACUCUUCGCCAUGAUAACCAAUUCCACUAUUUUAAUAGGUGUAGGAUCUCGAGCUUUAAUCAUUCUGAUUUCUCCUCAACUUGCGGCACUCCCCAACCGAAAGCAAAUCAUUGAAAAGGAUUUCUAUUCACAGAUUCUGGAUCAGGAUCUUCUUGCCCCUUUCCCUCCUUACAUCCUCUUCAAGAAUACUUCCUUGGUGCCUAACUCCAAGCACGGUCUUAUUAUAUGAGGGAUUGGCAACAAGAGUGUUCCAGAAGAUCCUCCAUUCCCAGUGCAGAAGACAGAUUCAUUAUUAGUGAAUUAUGAAGCUAAAGAUAUUACAAGACUCUUUAGUUGGAAAUAAGUCAUGGCCGCGGCUAACUACCGGAUGGACAUUUUGGAUAGCCCGCUUGCGACUUUAUUUUAAAAGAGAUUGGGAAAGGCUUGGCUUGCUUCAACUGAUAAGAAUGAGUGAACAAACUUUUGACUUCCAGCCUGGUAUGUGUAGGUCAUUUCUUCGAUAUUGGAGUUCCUCUGCCAAUUCCUUCCUUUUCCCUUGUGGUCCCAUGUCUGUUACUCUGAAGGAUGUCUUUAUGCUUACCGGACUUCCAGUUAUUGGUUUUGAUGCUCCUUGUUUAUUUGAGGUAGACAAUAAACAGUUGUUUUCUUGUCCGGACUAUCAAAGCUACAAGGCAUGCAUUGAGAAGUGGUGUAGAAGAAUGGAGACCCCUUCUUCGCAAGAACACACAGAGUUUUUAUGGGUUCUCAUCUGUAAGUUUAUUUUAUGCACCCCUUCUGCCACUCCUACAAAGGAAUCUCUGAGGUUGGCGAAUAAAUUGGCCAAUGAGACUUUUGUGGCUCUAGGGUCUGUAUUUCUAGGUGCUCUUUAUCAUGCUCUUCAACAGUGUGUUACCAACAAGCCCUUAGCCAGAUUAGGAGGUCAUAUGUGGUUGUUACAGCUGUGGAUCUUUUCUUACUUUCCUGAGCUCAAGGGUAAAGUACCAGGUCCUCUUCGUAUGACCAUUGCGGAUCUUUUGGAGGCAAAGUGUUGUCUUGAGGAAGGUGCGGUUUUUAACUUUUUGGGAGCUUUGACUACUAGAGAGGCAUCUGCCAUCUCAUUUUUUGACCUCCCUCAUCAUAUGCCUCUUUGGAUGUCUAUCUUUUCUGGUCACCGCAGUGCCCUUCUCUUGGUUAAGAGAAAGCUUCUUUGUGCUUUCACCACUUCCAGAGUGUUGUUUGUGGGAGGAUCCCAUGCUUUUUCUACUCGCUCUUCUAGCCAACAUCUUGUGUGGAAGAUAUAUAUGAGUAGUCGUUGGAGUAGACAGUUUGGGAUUGGUCUUGCCCAGAUCCAUCCUUUCUUGGUCCCUUAUGCUACUGUGACUGAGUGGACUAAGAGUGUUGUGGAAAAACUCUUAAAUAUGCAAAUUUACUAUCGUUGUCCUUUAGUAGAGAAUUUGUCCACUCCACAUGACUUUGCUUCUUGGUGGACGGAGCGGUUCCAAUUGAUCCGCUCCAUGCGUGCAGCCUCAACCCCUAAGAAGUCUAAGGAAAAAGCUAAGAGAAAGAGAAAUGAUUCCUUUUCAGAAUCCGCCGAAUCUUCUGAAAAAUCUUUUGAAAAAUCUUUUGAUGUUGAUGAACCUUCUGAAAAAAUGAAGCGGCCUAGGCGUUCCGAGAGAAUGGUGAAGCCGGUUAGGAAGGUUGAUGGUCCAAUGCUUGAUCCUGAUACUGUAAUUUUAGAUGAUGAUGACACACCGUCCUCUCCAUCUUCUUCUAUACGAGAACUGCUUUUUGAUGCUGCAUAUGAUAAGGAAGAAGAAAUCAAAGGCAUUGACACAGAAGUUGCCAAUGAUGAUGCAGAUGCUGCAUAUGACAAGGAAGAAGAAAUCAAAGGCAUUGACACAGAAGCUGCCAAUGAUGCUGAAGAUGGUGAAGUUGCUGAAACUGUAGGAGAGCAUCAAUCUGCAGCCUCUGUUUCGAAUUCUUCAGGUGCCGCUAUUGCUCCUUCAAGUGCCACUUCCAGUUCUUCAGGUGCCACUACCUCUUCCUGUGAGGAACCUAUAUCACAGAUCAAGAAGCUCUCUUCAAUCCUUACAGAAGAAGAAGAUUUGGUGGAUUUGAGCUUCUUGGAUGAGAUGGCUGCCCCCGAGGCUGGUGCUUCCUCGUUUCCUCUUCCGGGCGAUGUCCAUAAAGCCCUUUCUGCAGUCAAGCAAGUUCUGAGUCAACAUAUUUCUACCAUCACAGAUCCUCAAAAGGAGGAACUAGUUUCUUCUUUCAGCAUCUUGCGCCGUGUUCCAGAUUCCAUUAUUACUUCUGAGGUAGAGAAUGAGAUUCUUGAUUUGCUGAACUUGUGGAGGUCUAGUGUGGAGGUCGAGCGCAGUGACCUUCCAAAAUUGGAUUCCUCCAAGGCAGAUAAUGCCUUGUACUUGUCUUUGGGAUCCGAAAAGCGAGAAGUGACCGAGAAGAUUCGGGACAUUGAAGCUAAGGGUGAAGCAUUUGAAAAGGAAAUUCAGAAGCUGGAGGAAGCCAUUGACGCCUUGAAAACCCAGCAACUGGAACUCUUAGAGGCUUGCAAGCCUCUAACUACGAAGUAUCAAGAGAUUGUCUCUCAGUUCCAGCCUCUGCAUGUUAUCAUCCGAGAAAAAAGGCAUGAUAUGACCAUAUGGGUCAAAAAUUGUGCUAAGGCUCGCCAGGACAAAACAGAUUGCCAGUCCAAGUAGGUCAAGUUGCAGCAGCUUUUCUCGGAUUCACUUUCUACCUCCAUGCCUCCAUCCUCUUCCCCUACAACAACAGUUCUUUGAUGAAAUUUUUUUUUUACUUGAACUGUUUUUAGGAUGGCUUGUUUUUAGACAUUGUGACCUUUUUUAGACCAAUAGGACUUUUCCUUUGGCUUUUCUUUUUAU
This is a messenger RNA of Mercurialis annua (annual mercury), 5026 nucleotides long. RefSeq lists its product as uncharacterized. Lineage: Eukaryota; Viridiplantae; Streptophyta; Magnoliopsida; Malpighiales; Euphorbiaceae. The coding region runs from base 2450 to 4843 and encodes 797 amino acids. The record is from RefSeq and is a predicted model, not a curated record. Gene Ontology annotation, biological process: meristem maintenance; meristem development. The transcript has 9 exons.